AUUAUCAGUUACAUCGGGAAUUUUGGGAAGGUUGAGGAGUAGGAACGAUACAGCUUUACAGGGAAUUUUCAAGGACAAGAGCAAAUAUCAAACGCUCACGAGGAUGUCCUAUUGCCAAUGUCGAUUGAAGUUGGUGUUUGCGAGUAUAUUCAAGCAAUUCGGGUGGAAGCACGUAGCUCUUUUAUUGGAUCGAUCGGAUUUAUUUUCACUUACAGUUGGUAAAAAUUUGGAAUAUGGUUUAAAAAAAGAAGGAUUAUUAACUUUCGUAAGAGAAUUAGACGGAAACGAUGACGAAUCUUACGACAACUAUCUAAGAGAUGCUAGUAUGUAUGCUAGAGUAGUUAUUCUGAGCGUAAGGGGAGUUUUGGUAAGAAAAUUUAUGCUCGUCGCACACGAUCUCGGUAUGACGAAAGGUGACUGGACUUUUCUCGAUGUCGAAAUCUUCAAGGGUGCUUAUUGGGGCGAUCACGAUUGGGAAGCCGGCGAUAAAAACGAUUCAAAAGCACGAAAAGCAUUCGAAGCACUCCUCCGCGUAUCCCUUUUACAACCGACGAGUGAUAAAUUUCAAGAUUUCGCCGAUCGCGUGAAGGAACGCGCCCAACUCGAUUAUAACUACACCAUCAGCGAAGGCGAAGAGGUGAAUUUCGUGAUCGGAGCUUUCUACGAUGGUGUGUAUUUACUUGGAAUGGCUCUAAACGAAACGAUCACCGAGGGUGAAGAUAUUAGAGACGGACUGGCAAUCACCAGACGGAUGUGGAACCGAGAUUUUCACG
Onthophagus taurus is the source of this 773-nucleotide messenger RNA. The record is from RefSeq and is a predicted model, not a curated record. NCBI's taxonomy places the organism in Eukaryota, Metazoa, Arthropoda, Insecta, Coleoptera, Scarabaeidae.